AUGCCCGUCACCAUCGACCACGCCAACUUCCGGCACAUUUUCGACAACAUCGUCUCCCACAUGCCGUGGGACGCGCUGCUCUCCCUCCGUCGCACUUCCAAGGCCAUGAAGCAGCUCGUCGACCCCAUAACGUGCCGCCACAUCAUCCUCGACCUCACGUCUCGUAGCACCCUCGACGUCCGCAACCCGUACACCCACGGGCGCAUCCCGUGUCUCGAGUUCGCCCCCUACGACCGCCGUACACAGGCCAGGACGCUCGCCCUCGUCGCCCAGCACACCAAGAUCAUCGACUACUGGGGCCACGAUGCGUUCCUUUCCGGGGACGGGCCGUACAACGUCGACCACCUUCUCAAGGCCGACAUCGAGGCGUGCCUCGCGGGCGACAAGAUCGUGCGCACCUACAUGACGAGUUAUCGCGUAUUCAGCCGUGGUGCAUACUGGGAGGCGCCGUACGUCGGGUACAACUCAGUCCAGGGGCAGCGCCGCACACUCGCACUGCACGUCGGCAUGCAGCGCUAUCACCUCACCGAGGAACCUUUCUGCCUCAACGCCCAUCCAGUCGUCAUCUUUGGCUUGCCUGUCCCCGCAGGAGAGGGGGUUGUGCUCGUCAAGAUCAUCGGUACCGACUCAGCACCCAUCCCACCCCCGUCAGCCAAAAUCGGGCUCCAUCCUACCAACUCCAACACCAUCGGGGGCUGGGUUAUUCCCGACUUGGUGCACAGCCGUAAUCAUUUGGCAAAGGUACACAUCACCGGCGUCGAGGGCUCAGACACUCCCGCGGCGCUUGAAAUCCUCCAGUCCGUGUGUGCCAACGUGGGGGCAGAGGUCAACAACUUUUUCGGGAACACGUUGUUGGUGGAGGAGCACCAGACGCAGGAGACGAGCCUACGAGACAUCUGGGGGCUGGACGACAUGCAGUGGGCACUCUUGACGACGCCUCUCGGCACCAAGUUCCCCUGCCCGGAGACAUGGAACUUGAAGUAG
Molecule: messenger RNA, 984 nt
Organism: Vanrija pseudolonga
Lineage: Eukaryota; Fungi; Basidiomycota; Tremellomycetes; Trichosporonales; Trichosporonaceae
Exons: 1
Coding region: 1-984 (327 amino acids)
Source: RefSeq, a predicted model, not a curated record